Messenger RNA from Xiphophorus couchianus (Monterrey platyfish), 6964 nucleotides. It is a transcript of the gene kcnd1, whose product is annotated as potassium voltage-gated channel, Shal-related subfamily, member 1. Gene Ontology annotation, molecular function: A-type (transient outward) potassium channel activity; protein binding. Gene Ontology annotation, biological process: protein homooligomerization; action potential; potassium ion transmembrane transport. The transcript is spliced from 9 exons. Bases 1598 to 3514 code for a protein of 638 amino acids. Lineage: Eukaryota; Metazoa; Chordata; Actinopteri; Cyprinodontiformes; Poeciliidae. Gene Ontology annotation, cellular component: voltage-gated potassium channel complex; neuronal cell body; postsynaptic membrane. The record is from RefSeq and is a predicted model, not a curated record.
CUGAGAACAAAACAGUCUAGCGUGACCUCUGUUCUUGACAGAAACAGAAAUGAUCCGGUUCUGAGUUCGGAAUCUACCAACCAAAACAGGAAACGUCCGGUUCCAAACUGAGCCGUUUUAUGGUUCUGCGCUGUGGCAGAACUUUUAAGUUUCUGUUCUGAUUCAAUUUUCUUCAAAGUUUCUGAAUAAAAAUGAGAGUCAAUGUUUUUGUUCCCGUCCGGAUUAUGAGGGUUCUGUUGGUACCUGAAGUUUUGCGCCUCAUCAUUGAUGUUCAGUGUGGAACUGGGGGCUCCGUCUACAACCUGGAUGUCCCGGUAAGAACCCGGUUCUGUGAUUAAAACCUUCGAUGUGUCACAUGACCACUGGCCCUUUUCAACAGGUGUCCUAACUAUCUGUGCUACCCAUCAUUCCGUCCUGCCUUGUGACGCGCACAUCGAUGCUACGUCACAAUCUGCUGACUCAGCAGAUUUCUUGUCAUCCUACAUGACAUGGAAACGAAACUCCAUGGAAGUUUCGUUUCGCCUGUUUUAUUUCGUCGAAGAUUAAGGUAAGCUUUAUUUAAUUUAUUUUAUUUACACCUGGAUUUGUAGCCCUGUCCCUGUACUUUAAAAUAUUUUAGUUUAAUUACACUGUUUUUUAUUAAACUUUGCUACAUAGAUUUUGGUAGCGAUACUAUGUGGGAUUGAAGCCGUGUAAUAUUAGUGUAUCUUAAUGACAUCAGCGACACAUUAUGGCUGCUGCUGAUAACAGACAUAUAAAGUAUUAAUGCGCAUAAAGGAGUCGCAGUGAUCUGUAUUUGCAGAUCUUUAUUUUAAUUUUAAUAAAAAUCGUCUUCCUCUGUCUGCUACUGAUUCAUGCUUACAAACACCGCCGGUUUGACUGUGGCUCCGUCUAUUUCCUGGAUUAGAAGUUGCUGAGCCGAAAGUUUGUCAGAAGAAAGUUGCCGUGUGGUGAUGGAGGUCACGUGACCGGAGACGCCGCCGUCACCUUUAAUUAGCCCACUUCCGGUCCCUCAGCGGGGAGAUUAGAGAGGACGGCCUUACAUGGACACGCAGCGGAGCGUCUCCUCCGGCCUUCGUUUGGGAGACGGAGAGACGGAGCCGAGGACGGCGGAUCCGUGAGCUGCAUCAUCAUCCUCAUCAUCCUCAUCAUCAUCCUUUAAUAAGAGCGGCGCAGGAGGAGGCGGAGACGCUCUUCAUCACUCCUGGAUUUAUUUGCUCUUCUUCCAGAUCCCUGCAGAAAUAAACAGCGAUAUUAAACUUUAUUAUUAUUGUUCGACUCGGCGGCUUCAGCUUUAAUAAAGAGCCUGUUGGAGGAAAUCGCGCCGUUUUCACCCUGAGGAGCUGAAAACAGGAAGUUCACCAGAUCUUCCUGCUACUUCUGAGUCUUUUUCAUGGCUUGACACCUCCCUGACCUCUGACCCCUUCUCCCCACUCAACAUGUCCAACCCACUCGCCUCUCGCUGCCCAGACCAGACCAGGAAGUCGGAUCAGGUGGAGCAGUGAGCCCUGCUUUAACUAGGCCUCCCACCUUUAGCCAUUAGCCCCGCCCCCUGACGCCUCUAGACUCCUCCUCCCGUUAAACGCUCUGAUGCAAGAUGGCAGCCGGCGUAGCCACGUGGCUGCCGUUUGCGCGGGCAGCGGCGGUGGGCUGGCUGCCGUUGGCCAAGAAGACGAUGCCCAAACCUCCGGUGGACAACUCGUCCCGAUCCGACGAGAUCCUGUACGUCAACGUGAGCGGCGUCCGCUUCCAGACGUGGAAGAACACUCUGGACCGCUACCCCGACACGCUGCUGGGUUCCUCGGAGAAGGAGUUCUUCUACAACGAGGACACCCAGGAGUAUUUCUUCGACAGAGACCCAGAGAUGUUCCGGCACAUCCUGAACUUCUACCGGACCGGGAAGCUGCACUACCCCCGACACGAGUGCGUCCAGGCGUUUGACGAGGAGCUGGCCUUCUACGGCAUCGUGCCAGAGAUCAUCGGGGAUUGUUGCAUGGAGGAAUACCGGGACAGGAAGAAAGAGAACCAGGAGCGGCUGGCAGAGGACACGGAGGCCAACGAGGCGACCGACGCCCCGCUGCCCCCCCACAGCACCUCCAGGGAGCGGCUGUGGCGCGCCUUCGAGAACCCUCACACCUCCACCAUGGCGCUGGUCUUCUACUACGUCACGGGCUUCUUCAUCGCCGUGUCGGUCAUCGCCAACGUGGUGGAGACAGUGCCGUGCCGGCCGCCCAAGGGCAGCGUGAAGGAUCUGCCCUGUGGCGAGAAGUACCAGCUGGCCUUCUUCUGCAUGGACACGGCCUGCGUUCUCAUCUUCACCUUCGAGUACCUGAUGCGCCUCUUUGCGGCGCCCAGCCGCUGCAAGUUCAUGCGCUCGGUGAUGUCGGUGAUCGACGUGGUGGCCAUCAUGCCCUACUACAUCGGCCUGGUGAUGCCGGAGAACGAGGACGUGAGCGGCGCCUUCGUCACCCUGCGGGUCUUCCGGGUUUUCCGGAUCUUCAAGUUCUCGCGGCACUCGCAGGGCCUGCGCAUCCUGGGCUACACGCUGAAGAGCUGCGCCUCGGAGCUGGGCUUCCUGCUCUUCUCGCUCACCAUGGCCAUCAUCAUCUUCGCCACCGUCAUGUUCUACGCCGAGAAGGGAACCAAGGGCUCCACCUUCACCUCCAUCCCAGCCUCCUUCUGGUACACCAUCGUCACCAUGACGACGCUGGGAUACGGUGACAUGGUUCCUAACACGAUCGCAGGGAAGAUCUUCGGCUCCAUCUGCUCCCUGAGCGGCGUUCUGGUCAUCGCGCUGCCUGUCCCGGUCAUCGUGUCUAACUUCAGCCGGAUCUACCACCAGAACCAGAGAGCCGACAAGAUGAGAGCGCAGCAGAAAGUCCGUUUGGCUCGAAUCCGCAUGGCGAAGAAAGGAACUUCAAACGCCUUCCUGCAGUACAAAGAGGACCACACUCUGGGAGACCGGAACAGCGACAGCACGGCUCUGUGUGUGAAGAACAGAUCCGCCUUUGAGCAUCAGCACAACCACCUGCUUCACUGUCUGGAAAAAACUACGAACCACGAGUUCACCGAUGAGAUGACCUACAGCGAGCUCUGCAUGACCGAGUCGGUGGGCUUCCGGACCAGCCGCAGCACCUCUCUGUCCAGUCAGCAGGGGGCGCAGAACAACUCCACAGGCUGCUGCCCCCGCCGGGCCCGCAGAAGAGCCGCCAUGCGACUGGCCAACUCCACGGUGUCCGUGAGCCGGGGCAGCGUCCAGGAGCUGGACACCCUGCAGUUUAAGACCACCUCCAUACCGCCACAAACUCGAUCCAGCCUCAACGCCCAGCCGGACAACCUCAAGCUGAACUGUGGUGAUCAGGACUUCACCGCCGCCAUCAUCAGCAUUCCCACUCCGCCUGCCAACACGCCGGACGAGAGUCUGCCUCCGACGCCUACGCCCGUCCCCGGCAUCCUGCGGAACACCCGGGCCACCGCCUACACCCACGAAACCGUCAAGAUCUCCUCCUUAUAACCUCUGACCCCUGCUCCCCCAGACUUCCACCCUCCCACUCUGAACCUCUGAACUUCUGGUUCUGAUCCGUGGCCCGGGAUCAUCCUUGGAGCUGCAGGAAGACCAGAUGAGCAUGAAGCUGAAGCUGCAGAACCUUUAGAUUUUAUUCUCCUGGGAACGUUCAGGAAUCAGAACAUUGAUCCGGUCCAACACCCCCGACACGGACCAUCCGUCCUGGACCGGAUCAUCCUGGACCGGAUCAUACUGGAUCGGUUAAACCAGCUGGUCCAGCAGUUUCUUUCUUUGGGUUUGGUUCUGUUUAAACGGGUCGGAUGGAAAGCGGCGCCGUCUAGAAAUUAAUCUUGUUGGAGUGACUGAACUCGGGUUUUUGGGUCAAGCUAGAAGCUCAGUGUUUUGGCCCUGUUUUCAGUGAGAACCGGGUUCGUUGUGGGAUUGAAUCCAGGAUCCAAAGACAGAAUCUUCAGGAUUAACAAUGUGGGUUUGGAUCGCUUGGUUCUGAAGAAUGGAAGCACUGGUGAUGGAACCAACAGCCCAAACCGGACCGGACUGAUUCUCUCCUCCUGCAACUGAACCUUUGGACUGCUGCAUGCAGGUUCUGAUCCAAACUGCUCUGGUUCUGCUUGUUCGAUGCGGACCAAGAACCUUUUACUCUUUAAAAUAUGCAACGUUUCUCUGAUGAGGAAACCAGAACUGGGAGCUGAACAGAACUCCAGCAGAACCGCAGAGCGAAUGGCUUUCAUCUGUCAUGUGACAGGAAGACUUCUGGAGGAAGUACCUGAAGGUUCCCCAGCUGGAGGUUCUGAUGAUCCGGUUGACGUGCAUCUUCCUGUCAGACGGUCCAUACAGAACCAGAACCAGAACCAGCUGAUUCCACCAGAGUCACAUGACCAACCAGCUGGUUCUGACCAGUUCUAGUCCUUUGGUAGGUUCUGGUUCUGUUUGGUUUCUGGUCCAAAUGAAGCAGUCAGAGGCUCCAGCUGAAGAGUUCUGGACAGAACCGAGGACCAGGUUCAACUGAUGAUCCAGUAGAACUGCUCAGCAGCUGGAGGUUCUGGUCUAACUCGUCCAACUGGAUGUGACCUUUGACCUUCCCAGCUGAUGACAGGCGCUCACCAUUAGCUGAGUUGUUGGAAGGCGUCCCGGUCCAGAUGGUUCUGUUUCAGUACCUUCAGUUUGUUCUGGAUCUGUGACUUUCUGGUCCGGGCCCAACUGGUAUCAUGGUUCUGGUUCAUCUUGAAACUCCGGUGGCCUGGAGUCCCGGUUCGGAGUCGAUCCGGCGGGUCGGAGUGACGCUGCUUGUUCCUCCUGCUUCCUGCUGCUGUCUCCAAACUGGCCACUAGGUGGUAGAACUGAACAACAUGGAUCCUUUAGCCGCUGCAGUUGAACUGGUGUUUGUCCUUUUUGGCCCGGUUCUGAAGUCCAACACCGAACUUUUCUAACAAUCUUACAUAAAUGUAACAACAUAAAGACAAACAAACAUGAUAAAAAUUUCUGCUGUUUGGAGGAAAAGAUGAAACAUAUUUCCUGCUCCGCCUUUCCGUCUCCGUCUGAGGAGCAGGAAGCAGGACAGGAAACAGGAAGUAGCAUGUUGACCCGGCUGGGAGAACCUGAAGGCUCGCUUUCUCCAGCAGAGCAAACUGAAUGCUGUAACAUAUUUUGUAUCAUAAAUGCUCCAACCAAAACAGAGACAAUUAGAUGGAGGAGUCAGGGAGCCGCUGGUGAUCAGGGAGCCGCUGGUGAUCCUCCUGCAUGAGCCUCGUAGAUGUAGCUCCGCUCAUCAUCUAUCUACCCAACAAACAAACCGAGGACAGAAGAAGAAGAAGAAGAGCUCUUCUUUUGUCCUUAUGCAUGAUGAUGUUGGUUCUGUUAAUUUUCUUCCUUCUUUCUUUCCUACUUUCCUUCCUUCCUUCUGUCUUUCCUUCCUUCCAUCCUUUCUUCUUUCCUUCCUUCCUGUGGAUUUUUUCUCCACUGAGGAGAAAUCAAGCAGAUUAUAUCAGAGUUCCUGAUUUCAGAUUCAUUCAGGCAUGCUCCUCCAGUGUGUGUGUGUGUGCGUGCGUGUGUGUGUGUGUGUGUGUGGUGAGCAGUCACUACUAUGCAUGGAUACCGUUGUAGGUAUUUUAGCUGUUUUCUCCUGCGUUGACGCGGCGACAGACAGGAAACACUCCAGAAGGUUUUUCUUCUUCUGCAGCUUCCAGACGAAAUGACGUGUCAACACGAGCAACGGUCAACAGGCAACUAAUGCAACAAAAUUCAGUUCAGUUCUAAGCUGUGGAUAAUUGAUUUCCUUUCUUGCCCCAAAUGAAAGUUAUUUUUGUAAUUUGUAUUAUUGUUGCUGCAGCAGCUGGAAGGUUUUGGGUUUGAAUCCCGGCCUGCAGGUUGCUUGUUCUCCUCCCACAGACCAGAAACACGACUGUCAGGCCGACCCUGGACUUCUGACCUCUGACCUCAGUGGCACCUAUAAAUGGCUGACUGAAGGCAUUUACAGGAAAAUAAUACAAAAUUCUGAAAUAAAUCAAAUAUUCAAAAUGGAAUUUUUAUUGCAAUGUAAUAAAAAUAUUCAUUUCUGCCACACGUCUUAAAGUUGAUAACAGAACGACUGAUUUUACAAACAUUUUUGUUGCAUUUUGUUGUUGGAAUGAAUCUAUUGAACUUUUUCUCUGAAUCUGCAUGGAGAAAAAUAAACUUGUUGAAAAUAAAUAAGCUAAAAAAUUACAAUAAAAUAAAUCAUCAAAUAUUGCAUCCAAAAAAUUAAAAAAAAUCAAUAAGGGUACCAACUCAUUUGAUUAUACAACAUAACUAAUAUUUGUUUAUUAGUUUCAGCAGUACUACUUUAACAUUAUUCUGUAUUCUUUUCAUUUUUCUUUAUGGGAAAAAUGUUUUAUUGUAAAACAUUUUUAUUUUCUCCACAAUAAAACUGUUGAAUUAUUAGGGAGAAAAUGAACCAAUGUAUCACUAAAACAGUGACAAAAUAAGUAAAAAUUAUUAUAUGAAUUCCAAUAUAUAAAAACUUUGAAAAGGUUUUGAUAUAUUAAUUUUGAAAAAAUAAAAUAAUGUAAUGUGACAGUAAAUUUAGAAAUCAUUAAAUGAAUAGGCAAAAUAAAAAUGUUUUUAAUAAAAUCAUGAAAGAAAAAAAGGAAAUGGAAAAUUAAAUGACUGAUAUGUUAAAUUAAUACAGCUGAAAAUGAUGAACAGAUAUUGAUUAUUGUUUCUCUGUGUUAUCAAUAUUGAGUUUUGUGUUCAAUAUUUGGCAGAUGAAUUAAUUUAUCUAAUUAUUGAUACUUGUGUUUAUUGGAGGUUCAGUCAGGAUCAGUUCAUCCUGGAGAUUUGACCUUUGACCUGACCGGCCGACAGACCAUGAUGAUGAUGAUGAUGACGCAGUGAGGGAGGAAACAGCAUUAAAGCACACAGGUGUAUAAUCCAUUCCACUAAUAAAGAGCAACAGAAACUGAA